CGUUGUUUGACAAAUAAAGUUUUUACAAACCACGUGACGCACUGUCAUGGCGGCGUACUUGUUCGAUGCGUGGAUGUAGAUCAAAAACAUCUUUUAUAAGCAACUUGCUUUUAAACCAGUUUCGUCACAAAGGCGCGACACACAGCGUGGGGAAAGUCACAUUUUAGCAGUAACUGAAUCUUUAUUCGAGACAGUUGUUUACAGGAACACGAAAGUACAGAAGAUGAAACCUAAAAACAAACGUGUUUCCUCUGGAAAGAAGAAGAAGGCAGUGAAGUGGAGCAUCGAUACGAGAGGCGAGUGGAAAGCCGUGGAGCUGGAUCCCAGUCUAAUUGUGGAGAAGGGCCUGGAGGAUCUGGUGUGCUUCGAAGAGCUGACAGAUUACCGCCUGGUAGACAGCGAGAAGGCUGCAGCCAGAGCUGCUAAAGAGCUGAAAACAAAGAAGGCAAAGAAAAGAAAAGCUGAGGAGACAGGGAAGGUGGAGAGCAAAGAGGCAGAAAACACAACUGAACCUGUCAAGAAAAAAGCAAAAAAGAGAAAAAACAAGAAAGGAGCUGCUAAAACAUCAGAUGAUCAUAAUAAAGCUGUGUCAAAAGAGGAUAAAUCUGCUGGUGAAGACGGAGGAGGAAAUAAUGCAGCACAUGAAGAAAAAACAGCAGAAGUAUUAGAAAAUACAUCAGCUGGUACCAAAAAAAGGAAGAAGAAGAAGAAAGUAAAGCAGCAGAGGGUUCAGGAUGUGGUUGCAGAUGAACAAAUAGACUUGGAACGUUUACCAGAAAAAUCCAGUCAUAAUAAAUCUGGAAAGCCUCUUAAGAGAAAGACUCAGAACUGGGCAAAUGCAGCACUGUCUGGUUCUGAUGACAAAAAGUCUGAUGUGAGUGCGUGGAAGGAUCUGUUUGUGCCACCCCUGGUUCUGAAGGCACUGAGCAGUCUGGGAUUCAGCUCACCCACACCAAUUCAGGCCCUGGCGUUGCCACCAGCUAUCAGAGAUCGGAUGGACAUACUGGGAGCAGCUGAGACUGGAAGUGGUAAGACUUUGGCUUUUGGGAUUCCCAUGAUCCACACCAUCCUGGAGUGGAAAAGCGGCGCAAAGAGAACAACUGAGGACACUGGACCGGCCUCAACGGCGGAGAGCUUGCGUUUACCGUCAGAUGAUGUUCCCACAGAAUUACCCAACCAGGACAGUGAUGAAGAUUCAGAGGAAGGUGAUUUAGAUCAGACUCUAGAAGCCUCUGAUGAAGAAGAUGCCGAGGAUGGCGAUGAGAAUGAGCAGCUUGGGUGUGUUAAAGUGAUCGACAAAGUGGAGUUUGAUUUUGAGGAGAAAGCUGACGGUCGGAGUCGUCCUCUCCUUGGGCUGGUUCUCACUCCCACCAGGGAGCUGGCUGUUCAGGUCAAACAUCACAUUGACGCUAUCACCAAAUUUACAGAUAUCAAAACGGCGGUCGUUGUAGGAGGAAUGUCUCAGCCGAAACAACGACGGAUGCUGAAGCGCAGGCCCGAAAUCCUCAUUGCCACUCCGGGACGUCUGUGGGACUUAAUUAAGGAGCAACAUCCUCACCUGCUCAACCUCAGACAGCUCAAGUGUCUGGUCAUCGAUGAAGCCGACCGCAUGGUCGAGAGAGGUCACUUUGCAGAGCUGGAGAGUCUGCUGGAGAUGCUGAACACGACUCACAGCAACCCUACGAGACAAACAUUUGUCUUCUCUGCUACUCUGAUGAUGGCACACAGCCUGCCCAGCCGCCUCCUGCAGAAGAAGAAAAGGAGUCUGGACUCCAGGAGCAAACUGGAAAUUCUCAUGGAGAAGGUGGGGAUUAAGUCUAAACCCAAAAUCGUUGACCUCACCAGGAAGGAGGCCACGGUUGAGACGCUGACGGAAACACGGAUCCACUGUCAGAAGGACGAGAAGGACUUCUACUUGUAUUACUUCCUGCUUUGUCAUCCUGGACGCACCAUGGUGUUUGCAAACAGCAUUGACUGCAUCAAGAGACUCACCUCUCUGCUGGCGAUCUUGGAUUGUUCUCCGCUGCCUCUACACGGCAACAUGCACCAGAAACAGCGCCUCAAAAACCUGGAAAGGUUUGCCGAGGGGGAAAACUGUGUUCUCUUGACGACUGAUGUGGCGGCCAGAGGCCUGGACAUCCCCGAUGUUCAACAUGUUAUUCACUACCAGGUUCCUAGGACGUCUGAGACUUACGUCCACAGGAGCGGCAGAACAGCGAGGGCCACAAAAGAGGGGCUGAGUUUUCUGCUCAUGGGCCCAGACGACAUGAUGAACUUCAGAAAGAUUUACAAGACUCUGGGAAAGGAUGAGGAACUCCCAGAGUUCCCAAUAGAGAUCAAAUGCAUGGAGGCAGUCAAGGAACGAGUAAACGUUGCCAGGAGCAUAGAGAAGAUCGAGUACUACAACGGCAGAGAGAAGCAGCAUAACUCCUGGUUCAGACGAGCUGCAGCAGCCCUGGAGGUGGACCUGGAUGAUGAUCUUUUACUGGGUGGCGCUAAAGAAGAGCAAGAGGACAGAGAGCAGCAGAAGAUGGUGAGAGAGAUGAAAAAGCAAUUGAGGCGUUUGAUCUCGCAGCCUGUUUUCAAGGGUGCGAUGAAAACGAAGUACCCGACGAAAAUGGGAAAGCUCCCGCUGCCUCACACGCCCGGCGCAACGAUGGAAAGUGCCCUGGCCAGGGUUGCGGUGCAGAAGAAGAAAGAUGAGCUGAAGAAAAAGCUUCAAACAAAUCAGAAAAAACUAAAGAAAGUGGAGCAGCAGCAGUGAUGGUGAUGAAAAUGUCCAGCGAAUCAGACAGGUGGAUGACUUUAUGUAAAAGUGACUUUAAUUCAUGAUGUAGACAGAUUUUUAUAAAGAUCUUCGUCAAUCAAA
This is a messenger RNA of Nothobranchius furzeri (turquoise killifish), 2869 nucleotides long. It is a transcript of the gene ddx24, whose product is annotated as DEAD (Asp-Glu-Ala-Asp) box helicase 24. NCBI's taxonomy places the organism in Eukaryota, Metazoa, Chordata, Actinopteri, Cyprinodontiformes, Nothobranchiidae. Gene Ontology annotation, cellular component: nucleolus. The record is from RefSeq and is a predicted model, not a curated record. Gene Ontology annotation, molecular function: RNA helicase activity; ATP binding; nucleic acid binding.